CGAACCUUUUAGCACCAAUGCGAGUUCGAGAGUCGGUUAAGGCGCAUGAUACGAAGCGAGCGUCACUUUCCGCUUUUAUACGGGAAAAAAAACGCCGGUGAUAAGCGUCGCGACGCCGUCAGACGCUUUUCGAAUCUCUUUGAUAACGGUUUCAACGUGAGAACAUUUUUGUGAAUUAAAUUUAUCGAUUAUAUCCAUCAUGACUCUCUAUCUGCCUCUCUCUCUUCUCUUCCUCCUCCUUCUACUCCUCCAAAAAUCCACCUCGGACUUCACCUUCGAAAACUACAACAGCCAAAAACGUUCACCAACGUCCUUCAAUUGUUCCGUUUACUCGCACGAGGACGAUUUUGAGGUUCACUGCAGAGGAAACGGACUCACUCACGUGCCAACCAACUUGAACUCUACUCUUAAUCGAUUGAUCAUCUCCGAGACAAGGAACAUCACGGUGAUCACUAGUGAGGCGAUGGAGGCUUAUAGAGGAAGACUCCAAGAUGUUAUUCUUUCGGACCUGCCUAAUUUGCGCGUCAUCGAGGAGGGAGCCUUUGCCAAUAUAUCCAAUUUAAGGACAAUAUACAUCUACAAUGCCCCUCAGAUAAAAUUUAUUUAUGGAUUGUUAAAAGGGGUUUCUUCGAGUCACUUUCGAUCCUUGCGAAUAGUCAAUACGGGGUUGCACGAGGUGCCCGAGCUACACUAUCUUCCAGCGGAGAAUACUUUGUUCUUAUUAGACUUGGAUCACAAUAAAAUCGAAAAGUUACACAGCAAUUCCAUCAAGGUAUCCGCUCAACAGGUGACCUUAAAUUUCAACGACAUUUCCAGCAUAGAAGAUUACGCUUUUAACGGCUCUCAAAUUGGGAAAUUACACAUAACAGCCAAUCCUAAACUGACAGAAAUCGGAGAAUUUGCUUUCCAAGGCCUAAUGAACCUGAGAGAAUUAGACCUCUCGCAAACGUCCAUAAAAACUUUACCAUACUUCGGAUUGGAAACUUUGGAAGUACUUAAAAUUCGAGAUACCUCCUCGCUGCACACGAUUCCUAGUUUAUACGAUUUACAGAGUUUAAAAAUGGCCAAACUGACGCACCAUUUCCACUGUUGCGCCUUCAAGUAUCCGAAGCAACACUCGCCCGUUAAACACGCAGUUUACGAGCAAAACAUGCGGCAAAUCUGCAUCCAGAACCAAAAGACCGUCGGUCAAACAAACAAUUAUAAGAAGAGGAAAAGGUCUCUGGAAUAUUCCGAGGACACGGCGAGUUAUAUAAGAGGGAAAGUUCCCAAUUUUACUUUAAACGUUUUUCUUGCGCCGCAUCCGAAUUCGGUACCGCGGAAACCCUUGACCGGGGUAUUCAUGGACCAUCAGAAACCGAGAGAGUCCGAUUAUGUCGAAGAGGACGAUAUGGGCACGUUUCAUUCCAGUCCGACCCUGAUCAAUGAUACUCCUAUCGAAGUGUUUUGUGGAAAUAUUAGUUUUAAACUACAAACUGUCCAGUGCAGUCCUGCCCCGAACGCCCUAAAUCCCUGCGAGGACAUCAUGGGAUUCACGUGGCUCAGAAACUCGGUCUGGUUCGUGGUUAUUUUAGCUGUCGUCGGCAACAUCGCCGUCAUUAUUGUCAUUUGGUUUAGUAAAACUGAGGUAAACGUCUCGAGAUUUCUAAUUUGCAAUUUGGCAUUCGCGGAUUUAUGCAUGGGACUGUAUUUACUGUUAAUAGCCUCGAUGGAUUUUCAUUCGGUUGGGUCAUAUUUUAAUUUCGCUUAUGAUUGGCAAUAUGGAAUCGGUUGCCAAAUAGCAGGAUUCCUAACGGUAUUCGCAGGCCACUUGUCAAUUUUCACGCUAACAAUCGUAACGUUAGAACGAUGGUUCGCCAUAAAAUACGCGAUCGACCUGACCAAGAGGAUCAGACUGUCCACUGCUGUGAAAAUAAUGACUUGCGGCUGGAUCUAUUCGAUCGUGAUGGCGGCCUGUCCAUUGGUGGGCGUCAGCAACUACAGUAGCACCAGUAUCUGCUUGCCCAUGGAGGUGAAAUCGAUCCUAGACAAGGCCUAUCUUUACGCGAUAUUUGUGAUAAACGGACUGUCUCUGGGUAUCAUUGUCUUCUGUUAUACUCAGAUUUAUUUGAGUUUAGGGUAUGAGACCCGAAGGGUGAGCCAUAAGGGAGAAAUGACUAUAGCGAAGAAAAUGGCCUUGUUAAUUUUUAUAGAUUUUGCCACAUAUACCCCAGUAGCGUUUUUCGGACUUUGCGCCCUGGUAGGCUUCCCACUUAUCGACAUAACGAAAUCAAAAAUCCUUUUGGUUUUCUUUUAUCCGUUAAACUCCUGUGCCAAUCCGUACCUGUACGCCCUGAUGACCUCCCAGUACAGGCAGGACCUCUAUAUGAUAACUUCCCGGUGCGGAAUGUGUAAAAAAAAAGCGCAAAAAUACUCUAUAAGACAAGAUACUCCCAGGGGUAAUCCCGCUCCGUUGCUGUCCAAAGACGAGCCGCACCAGUGUUGCCACAAUAACAAUUGCUGCAGGUUGCAGCCGAAUGGCAACGGUGGCGAAAAUACUUUUGUUUGAAGUGUUGACAAAAGAAGGAGAAUUGUAUAAACUCUUUUGCAAUUUACGAAAACAGUAACGUGUGGCAACGUUGGAAUAACUUUGUUUUUUGUUUAGUAUUAACUUUAGUGCAAACUGAAUGACACGUUGCCAAAAGUGUAAUAAAAUAAGUUGUGAAUACCAGGGUAAGAGGUUUAAUACAAGUAAGAAUUUUUUUUUGGUUAAACUGAUUCAAUUUGAAUUCUUGUCAAAAAAUUACUGCAUUAAUAUAGUCAUGGAUUAAAAAUAAAACAAAAAUAAGAAAAUCCUAUAGAAGCGUAGGAACAAAUAGUUUUAUAAUCAGAAUUGUACCACAUUAAAUUUUUUUACCUAAAAACAAAUUCUUAAGACACUAAAUCAAAGUUAGGAUUAAUCUGUUCUCAGUUUUAUUGAGAAUUAACUAUGCGUAUGUUUAAUUAAUUAAGAUUCUAAUUAGGAAUUCAAUUUUUUUAGUUUAAUUAGGGCCAAUCUUCGAUCUCUCUUAACUGCCGGUUUAUUUUAGGGAAAUGUCCAUUUUUCUUUCUUAGAACCGCUACAAGACGGUGCUAUUUUAACGAAUAUAUUGUUAUAUUCAAAUAUUAAAUAAACAUUGUUCAAUUUGUA
This is a messenger RNA of Anthonomus grandis grandis, 3169 nucleotides long. Its product is annotated as follicle-stimulating hormone receptor-like. Gene Ontology annotation, cellular component: membrane. The record is from RefSeq and is a predicted model, not a curated record. NCBI's taxonomy places the organism in Eukaryota, Metazoa, Arthropoda, Insecta, Coleoptera, Curculionidae. Gene Ontology annotation, biological process: G protein-coupled receptor signaling pathway. The transcript is spliced from 16 exons. Gene Ontology annotation, molecular function: G protein-coupled receptor activity; protein-hormone receptor activity; protein binding. Bases 200 to 2548 code for a protein of 782 amino acids.